Mercurialis annua (annual mercury) is the source of this 2045-nucleotide messenger RNA. Its product is annotated as lysine histidine transporter-like 8. The transcript is spliced from 5 exons. Gene Ontology annotation, cellular component: plasma membrane. Lineage: Eukaryota; Viridiplantae; Streptophyta; Magnoliopsida; Malpighiales; Euphorbiaceae. The coding region runs from base 270 to 1835 and encodes 521 amino acids. The record is from RefSeq and is a predicted model, not a curated record.
CAACAUUGAAACAGUCAACUUCAGGGCUCAGUCUUUUUUAUAGUUGUCUCAGCAGACACACAUCACACCACCAACUCAGACAAACUCAUGCAACCAUUCUAAAAUCAACGGUCCUGAUCCUAAGUGGUGCAAACUUUCAUGUCUGAACUGCUAACAUAACACUACCACCAACCUCAUUUCAUUUUCCUCUUCUUCAGUUCCGCAGACACUGAGACAGACACUCUAAAAACUAAUAAAGUCUGCACUCAAAGUAGAAACUUUCGAGAUAAAUGGAGGAAAGGCCAGAGACGGAGCUAAUAUCUAUUCCGGCGACUCCACGUGCUUCCACGCCGGAGAUUCUAACUCCCUCAGGUCAAAGAUCGCCCAGACCGCCUUCUAAGGAAGCAAAAUCGUCGAACGCAUGGACUCCGACGUCGUUUAUAUCCCCGAGGUUUCUGAGUCCUAUUGGGACGCCGAUGAAGAGGGUAUUGAUUAACAUGAAAGGGUAUUUGGAGGAGAUGGGUCAUUUAACGAAGCUUAACCCACAAGAUGCUUGGCUUCCUAUUACCGAGUCUCGUAAUGGAAAUGCUCAUUACGCUGCGUUUCAUAAUCUUAAUGCUGGUGUAGGGUUUCAAGCCCUUGUUCUUCCUGUUGCCUUUGCUUUCCUUGGCUGGAGUUGGGGCAUAUUGUCCUUGACCAUAGCCUAUUGCUGGCAACUUUAUACUCUAUGGAUUCUUGUUCAGUUGCAUGAAGCAGUUCCUGGAAAAAGAUAUAACAGAUAUGUGGAGCUUGCACAAGCUGCAUUUGGGGAAAGAUUAGGCGUUUGGCUUGCUCUGUUUCCAACUGUUUAUUUGUCAGCUGGAACUGCAACAGCUUUAAUACUGAUAGGAGGAGAAACCAUGAAACUCUUCUUCCAGAUAGUUUGUGGGCCUCUUUGUACAUCGAAUCCCCUAACGACCGUAGAAUGGUACCUGGUAUUCACCUCUCUAUGCAUUGUUCUAUCGCAGCUUCCGAACCUUAAUUCCAUUGCGGGACUCUCGCUUAUCGGUGCUAUAACAGCAAUAACUUAUUCCACUAUGGUGUGGGUGCUCUCUGUUAGUCAACAAAGGCCACCUUCAAUCUCGUAUCAACCUCUUUCCUUGCCUUCGUUUAACGCUUCCGUCUUUUCAGCUCUCAAUGCGCUCGGCAUUGUAGCCUUCACUUUCCGAGGCCAUAAUCUAGUGCUCGAGAUUCAGGCAACAAUGCCAUCGACGUUUAAGCACCCGGCUCAUGUACCUAUGUGGAAAGGAGCCAAAGUUUCGUACUUCUUCAUUGCCAUGUGCUUGUUCCCUAUCGCCAUAGGAGGCUUUUGGGCUUAUGGAAAUCUUAUGCCUACAGGAGGAAUUCUAAACGCUUUAUACGGUUUCCACAGCCACGAUAUCCCUCGAGGACUUCUCGCAAUGACAUUUCUUCUAGUAGUGUUCAAUUGCUUGAGCAGUUUCCAGAUAUAUUCAAUGCCUGUAUUUGAUAGCUUUGAAGCCGGUUACACAAGCCGAACCAACCGGCCAUGCUCAAUCUGGGUUCGGUCAGGAUUUCGAGUGUUCUACGGAUUUAUAUCAUUCUUCAUAGGCGUUGCACUUCCGUUCUUAUCGAGUCUUGCUGGUUUAUUGGGCGGACUGACCCUUCCGGUCACAUUUGCUUAUCCUUGCUUCAUGUGGGUGCUCAUUAAAAAACCUUGCAGGUACAGCUUCAAUUGGUAUUUCAACUGGAUUUUGGGUUGGUUAGGUAUUGCAUUUAGCCUAGCCUUUUCCAUUGGAGGUGUGUGGAGUAUGGUGAACAGUGGACUUACGUUGAAAUUCUUCAAGCCACCCAAUUAGUAAGCAUUGGAAGUUUUAUGUUAUAAUCACAUAGUAUUAGAUUGUAUGUUGUAUGUUUAAUUGCAGUUAUCUGCCUUUUCUUGGCAUUGUCUUGGUGCAAUAUUGUACCGGUGCUGACAAAGAAAUGUUUAUGUUGGAGAUGGUUAUUGAUAUUUUAAUUAUCAGCUAAUAUGUAUACAUGGAAAUGCCAUGUUAUAAAUUGGAAUAUAA